Molecule: messenger RNA, 360 nt
Organism: Cooperia oncophora
Lineage: Eukaryota; Metazoa; Nematoda; Chromadorea; Rhabditida; Trichostrongylidae
Source: the annotation of a GenBank genome assembly
AUGGGCACCGUCGGAUGCCAAGCUCAGCCAAAGGACGAAGAGACGAACAAGCUGCAGUAUCUUCGAGAGUUCCCAUGGUUUGCUAACGAAAGCUGUGACCAGGUGAAAAACUCGCUGCCCGUCGUGGAUUGCCCAAAUAGCGUCUGCAUCAAGGCUGUGAUCACGGAACCACCAGCAAAAAGAGACGUAAAACUGAGUGAAGACGAUGAUGCAAAUCGGAUACUGGGAACGAUCUAUAUUUGUCGAGGAUUCCUCUGCAAUGCCUCUUCUCCAUCAGUGCAAAUCACUCAACUACUUGCCUUACCUUUGCUGUUGGUGCUUCUCGGUACCGUAGCGCUUCAAAAUGUUGCACUUUUAUGA